CACGAGAAAAAAACUUACAAUUUUUAGUGAGGAGAACUACAGUAAGAGAACAAUUUGGUUGUGUACACAAUCAUGAAGAUGCAGUGGAUGUUGUUGUUAAUUUCUGCUUGUGUAGCUGUCAAGGCUAGCGAUGAGAUAAUAUACGACAUCAGUUCACAGGCCGCCUGUGAAUCGAUCACAAGAGAACGAACGGGUGACUGUAGGUGGGUCGCAGGAUUAGACAUGGCUGACCUUGUUGUCGAGAAGGGACGAAUCAUUGCAUACAAAAUCCAAUGGUCAGGUGGAUGGUCGGACUGGUAUGUCCCGGGACUGAAUGACAUCGACGUGAAAUUCAAUCCAUAUUCAAGCCCUUGUGAUAUGACCUACACUUCGAACAGCAUGAGGCAUAUGUGGUCCUACUUUUCCGAUCAUACACACGAGUUCAUAAUUUGUCGACCGAGAUCUGGGCUCUGAUUUCAUGGACAGAAACAAUAAACAUGGCUCGCUUGAGUGUUCGAGAUGAUAUAAUUUCGUUUCCUUUGGUUCUUGAGGUUAUAUCUUACAAUUGUCUAUACGAUCGACUGUUUAAAUGUAUUAUGUUGCUGUUGUUUCAAAUAAGAAAUUAAUACAUGUUUAUUCGGCAAAUAGUAAAUUAAUGAAUGCAAUGUUGUUUCAGUUGUAAUUCAGUCUUGUUGUUAAGUUAUAUUUGAUUUUACCUUACGUUAUUGAGUUGUCACAGAGGGAAAUAUUUGCUCGAGUGAAAUAAUUUGCGAUCUCACACCGAUAUCCAUUAACUGAUCUGUUUCCAUAAUGCUAACAUUUAAGAACACAAAUGCUUAUUAUAUUUGAGUAACUUCAAAAUCGCGUUAGAAACGCAACGUCAUUUAUGUCCGUCA
Molecule: messenger RNA, 875 nt
Organism: Mya arenaria
Lineage: Eukaryota; Metazoa; Mollusca; Bivalvia; Myida; Myidae
Exons: 2
Coding region: 73-453 (126 amino acids)
Source: RefSeq, a predicted model, not a curated record